Messenger RNA from Owenia fusiformis, 1560 nucleotides. The record is from the annotation of a GenBank genome assembly. Lineage: Eukaryota; Metazoa; Annelida; Polychaeta; Sabellida; Oweniidae.
AUGGUUUACCUACAUCCAGACAACGAAGUGAAUAACCGCGGUACCCUAACAGAUAACGUAUUCACUGAUAACGUGGCCUCGCAAGGCAUUAUAAGGAUAACGUCGGGAAAUUAUUCAAUACAUUACAAUCUACUUGAAAACCCAUCAAGCGUGUACGAGCUUUAUGCUGCAUAUGAUGGCGAAGAUAUCAUAAAUGCUACGUACAACUGGUGGGGAAGCGCAGUAGAAGCAUAUGCUGAUGAACGCAUAUUUGAUAAAGCAGAUGCAUUUAAUGCUGCAGAGGUAGUUUACAUUCCAAUGUUAUCAGGGAAAGUAUUUACAUGCUUGGCUGUGAACAACUGUUCUAACCAUGGCGAAUGUGUUAGACCUGAUAGAUGUCGUUGUGAUGAUGGCUGGCAGGGGGCAGAAUGUAAUAAAGUCUCAUGCAAGCAGGUAUCUGACUGUUAUGGUAAUGGCAACUGUGUUGGACCAAACGUUUGCGAAUGCACUGGAGGUUGGACUGGAGAGACCUGUGCUGAUGCAACAUGUUACAAUGUGAACAAUUGUUCAGGAAGAGGAUACUGUUUGCAACCAGACGCAUGUUCAUGUUUUCCUUCAUAUGAUGGGACUGACUGCUCGAAAUGUGAAGAGUUGUAUUGGGGUCAGGAUUGCGAGCCAUGCCCGCCAUGCGUCAAUGGAUACUGUGAUAAGACAUCAGGUGGAUGUACAUGUUCAUCUGUGAAUUGGGCCGGAAAACUAUGCAAUGAGUGCAACAUAACAUUCUAUGGACCAUACUGCUUGCCUAUCCCUACUGUUCUACUAGUUGCUCCGUCAACAGGACCUGAUAUAGGUGGCACUGUGGUCAACGUAAUCGGGCACAAUUUUGAGAACAGUAGUGAUGGUCAGUAUAUAUGCCGUUUUGGUAAUAUCGAUGUAAUUGGUCAGUGGGUAUCACAUGAACAAGUACGUUGUGUAAGUCCUAAGCAAGUCGGUGAAGUUGCUGUGAAUGUUGGAAAACCAGAAGGCGAAUUUACAAACGAAAGAGUUACAUUCAAGUACCACCCUACAUGUCCAAGCAGUGCUUGUGGACGUAAUGAAACACCACCUCAUGGAAUAUGUUUGUUUGGACAAUGUUCAUGUAUUCUACCCUGGGAAGGAGAGUCGUGUCAGGAUAUUGUAAUUGCUCCAUUGUUUAAAGAGGUUAAUCUCACCUCUGCCCGGGAAGGGAAGAGAUAUCAAGCUCAAAUGGAUAUAAAAAAGGGAACUAGACCAGUAACAUGGCAGCUGCUGAAUGGGCCUUCAGGAAUGUCUCUUGAUCCAAGAUCCGGUUUAUUGAUUUGGCUUAGGACUGUGGCACAGAAAGAACCUUAUGACGUCCGCAUGCGGGUAGAAAAUGCUAUUGGUUCAGACAUCUACAACUUUAAGCUGAACAUCCCAUUAAGCUACAAUGGUACAGUGACGUCAGUGUCUGUCAAUGGUAUUUUACCACAACCUUCGGAAGUCUACAUUUAUGGUUACGUUGACCUUUUUGAAGAGGAAUGGGACAAUAAAAGAGGAACAGUGCUGGUGCACAUUUGGUAA